CCCGCCAGGCUCUCCAGUUCGGGGCUCCCGCAGCAGACAUGCCCGGACAGCGCUCUCCGCGAGCCGCCUCCUGCGCGCGCCUGCUCCUGCUGCUGCUGCUGCUGCUGUCGUGGCCAGCGCCGGGCUCCACGCGACCCUCGGGGGACACCCACGCCGCCGCCGUCGCCGCCCAAGUCCGGGAGCUGCGGAAACGCUUCGAGCACCUGCUGGCCACCGUGCGGCUGCGGGCCAACCGCACCCACGAGGAGGACCCCGCCGCCGUGCGCACGCUCGCCUCAAAACGUGAGUGCUCCGCCCCCGUCCCCACGGCCUUCCCCAGCGUGCGAGGGGGGCCCAGCGGGGCCGAGGUGAGCCAGGCCAACCCCGAGGCGUCCCGCCGCCUGCACCGCGCGCCCAGGACUUGGGAUGACACGCGGCGGCUGCUGAGACAGCUCGGCCCGGGAGGACGCGGGCCGUCGCGCGUGAACGCGUCCCUGAGCGCGCAUCCCCAGCUGCGGGAGCUGCACCCGCGGAGCCGCAACCCCAGGCGCCGGCGUCCUCGCAGCAGCAUCCGAGCCGGCGCUGGAGGGGACGACGACUGUCCGCUGGGACCCGGGCGCUGCUGCCGCCUGCACCGCGUGCGCGCGUCCCUGCACGAGCUGGGCUGGAGCGACUGGGUGCUGUCGCCGCGCGAACUGCAGGUGGGCGUGUGCGUGGGUCAGUGCCCGCACCUGCACCGCUCGGCCAACACGCACGCGCAGAUCAAGGAGCGCCUACACCGCCUGCGGCCCGACUCUGUGCCCGCGCCCUGCUGCGUGCCCUCCAGCUACGAGCCCGUGGUGCUGCUGCACAAGACGGACAGCGGCGUGUCCCUGCAGACCUACGACGACGUCCUGGCCAAGGCCUGCCACUGCGUGUGAGCCCCCUCCUCGGCCUGGCCUCAGUGGUCUGCGUGGGAACAAUGGGUUGCCACACCCACCCACCCAUCCACUCCUGCCCCAACCCUUGUAUUUAUGUUUUUAUUUAUUAUUAACUUAUUGGGGUUGAUCUGUCUGGGGGACUUGCGGGUGGGGAGGGUAUUUGGUUUCUCAGAACGUGUAUUUAUUUAAGACUCUAGUAAUAAAAAAAAAAAAAGAAAACCUCUCAGCAGGUGUAGGAACCCUGCCCCCACGCCAACAAUCUGUGGACGGGGUGAGGGGAGGAGCUUAGAGGCGGGGGUGGGAUGGGGUAACCCCCAGCCGCUGCAGUGGGGGGCUUGGGUUUCUGGUCCCCACCGCACCCCGGUUGUGGUGGCACCUCGACUCCCAUUCAUCAUACCUCUGGUCUUUAAUACAAAAAGAGCAGUGAGGAAUCAAUAAAGCAGAGGGAUAUAUUUUCACGUGUGUGUGGGGGGGUGCCGUGGUAGAGCAGGUUAAUCUGCAACCUGCAGUGCCAGCAUCCCACAUGGGCACCAGUUUGAGUCCCGGCUGCUCCACUUCCGAUCC
Ochotona princeps (American pika) is the source of this 1463-nucleotide messenger RNA. It is a transcript of the gene GDF15, whose product is annotated as growth differentiation factor 15. Lineage: Eukaryota; Metazoa; Chordata; Mammalia; Lagomorpha; Ochotonidae. The record is from RefSeq and is a predicted model, not a curated record. Gene Ontology annotation, biological process: SMAD protein signal transduction. Bases 39 to 899 code for a protein of 286 amino acids. The transcript has 2 exons. Gene Ontology annotation, cellular component: extracellular region. Gene Ontology annotation, molecular function: growth factor activity; cytokine activity.